Pocillopora meandrina is the source of this 1058-nucleotide messenger RNA. NCBI's taxonomy places the organism in Eukaryota, Metazoa, Cnidaria, Anthozoa, Scleractinia, Pocilloporidae. The record is from the annotation of a GenBank genome assembly.
AUGUCUUUGUCGAAGUCUCCUAAAAGAUCAUAUCGAUACCGUGUGAAAUGUGAAGAAUGCGAGAAAGAAUUCGACUCCAACUAUGUAGAAGCUCAUUCCCGAAUUGUUCACAGCGGCCGAAAAGUGAAGUGUCUGCCCGUGGUAGAAUCGUCACAGCUGAAAUUAAGUGGUUUCUUCACUAAAAGUAGUGCAGCAGUCGAAUCUCCAGGUCAGACAGAGGAGGUACCGCUUGUUGGAUGUAGUCCAGAGGGUGAACAAUGUAUUUUUUUCAUCAACAUACGAAUCUGUUGCAAAUAUCCAGCCAGAUCCUGAAUCAAUCGACCAAGAUUCACUUAAGCCUGAUGCGUCAAUGAGAGACGUCCAGGAACCUAGCGAGCCCAGCACCCCGAUAGAUAAAGGUAUUCAAUCAGAUCUCGGAGGAAUUGCUGAAUUAGAGCCAGAGUUCUCCACAUCGCCUACGUUGACGACAAUGGUACCGAAACAACCUGUUUUACCCGAAUAUCCGGGCACCAAGUUCAGCAGUGAGUCUUUCACUAGACGAUUCCAGCCUGACUGGUAUAAAAAGUAUCCAUGGCUUAGUUACGAUGUCGAAAAAGACGUGUGUGUAUGUUUUGCCUGCAUAGAGUUUGGAAAGGAUGCAUCUUUUCUUCUCAAGAAUUGGAAGAAGCCAUCAAAGUUAACAAAACACAGCCAAAGUGAGAAUCAUGUAAGUUGCAUGACUAAGUGGCUGCAGUUCAAAGUAAUGGAAAGAAAGAAUAGCAGUGUUCUGCGGCAACUAAGCAAUGCACAUGAAGAGUAGGUCAAAUUUAAAAGGAAAUAUUAACAAGUGAUAAUCGAGUGCUUGAUUUUCACUGCUAUGCAAAAUAUUGCUGUUAGAGGCCAUGAAGAAAGUCGAAACGAUAUCUGGGAAGUGUCAGAUAUAAACAGAGGAAACUUUCUCGAAUUACUCCAUUUACGAUGCAAAGACUUGCCAUGGCUUCAGUCAAAACUCCAGGCGCAGCUCCAGUUGCAUGCUUAGUGGACAUCACCCACCAUCCAAAAUGAGCUACUUGCAUUAG